Messenger RNA from Python bivittatus (Burmese python), 933 nucleotides. Its product is annotated as olfactory receptor 5BS1-like. The record is from RefSeq and is a predicted model, not a curated record. Gene Ontology annotation, molecular function: olfactory receptor activity; G protein-coupled receptor activity. Lineage: Eukaryota; Metazoa; Chordata; Lepidosauria; Squamata; Pythonidae. Gene Ontology annotation, biological process: G protein-coupled receptor signaling pathway. Gene Ontology annotation, cellular component: membrane.
AUGGAAAAUCAGAACACCACGGUGACCUCUUUUGUCCUUUUGGGAUUUUCGUACACUUGGCCAGUCAAAAUUUUCCUCUUCCUGGCAUUUUUCCUCAUGUAUGCCUUAACUUUAUUGGGAAAUAUGAUGAUUCUGGUAGUCACAAGUCAUCUCCCCAGCCCCAUGUACUUUUUUUUAGCUCAACUGGCUUUUCUUGACAUGUGCUUGUCUUCUGUCACUGUGCCCAAGCUGCUGGUCAUUUUCUGGGCAAGACAGAGUAUUUCGUACCUUGGCUGCUUUACUCAGAUGUUCUUUGUCUUUCUCACAGGAGGCACUGAAGAUUGUGUCCUUGCAGCAAUGGCUUAUGACAGAUAUGCUGCCAUUUGCAAGCCCCUCCAUUAUGUACGCAUUAUGAACAAAGCAUUUUGUAGGUGGCUGGUGGGCAGUGCAUGGGCAGUUGGUUUCUUAUGUGCUUUGACAAACAUAAUAUCUAUUUUGAAACUAGAUUUCUGUGGACCAAAUAUUAUCAGAGAUUUCAGCUGUGAAUUUCCAUCUCUACUUCCCUUAUCUUGCACAGAUACUUUCCCUAAUUGGAUCAUAUUCCUAAUAUCUGGUAGUGCUGUUGCAAGUUCUUCCUUGAUUGUCAUCCUAGUCUCCUACAUCCACAUCAUCUCAACUAUCCUGAAGUUGAACUCAGCAGAAGCAAAAAAGAAAACUUUCUCUACCUGCAGUUCUCAUCUUAUUGUUGUGGUUUUGUAUUACGGCACUGCCUGCUUUAGGAAUAUGAGGCCCAGUACAGCUUCUUCAAUUAUUCUGGAUGAAUUCUUCUCCAUUCAGUAUAGCAUUUCAACGCCUAUGCUGAACCCCCUUAUCUAUAGUCUGAAAAACAGGGAAAUGAAGGAAGCCAUCAAAAAGCUAAUCGGCUACAAAUCCUUGUUUCCUUGUACUGUGUAA